Molecule: messenger RNA, 629 nt
Organism: Vigna umbellata (rice bean)
Lineage: Eukaryota; Viridiplantae; Streptophyta; Magnoliopsida; Fabales; Fabaceae
Source: RefSeq, a predicted model, not a curated record
AGUUGCUUUUAUCCUAUUCCUCAAGCAGCAGAUUGUAUCUUGCGUGUGGUUGAAAGAGCCAAUGCACCCCUCAUUUACCUCUCUACAGACGCCGCAGAGAGUGAAAUUCGGCUGCUUCAGUCACUGCUUGUGAGAGAAGGCAGGCACGUUCCACUUGUCAAACGCCCACCUCGGAAUUCGGCAGAAAAAUGGGACUCUUUGUUGUACAGGCAUCACAUUGAAGGAGACCCUCAGGUGGAAGCUAUGUUGGACAAAACUAUAUGUGCCAUGUCCAGUGUGUUCAUUGGAGCAUCGGGUUCAACUUUCACCCAAGACAUUCGACGGCUAAGAAAGGACUGGGGAUCCGCAUCAUUGUGCGAUGAGUACCUUUGCCACGGUGAGGAGCCAAAUGUUGUAGCGGAGAUGGAAUGAGAACCACAAAUAACUCUGAUCUCACUUUCGGGGAUACUUCACCUUUGUCCUGCAAACAUUUGACUUAGAAUAGGAUUUUCUUUGUCCUGCAAACAUUUGACUUAGAGUAGGAUUUUGUCAAUAUGUGUUGUCAUGUAUGAUAGUAGAGUUGGCCAUUUCACUUGUAACUUUCACUGGUUUAUAUAUAUUCUACCACAAUAAAUAUAGUGUAUGAUUAA